AAGCAAAUCAAAAACAUUUCUUUUCUCAUAUUCUCCAUUCUCUUUCAAAGCAUCAAAUCUAUCACAAAAAUUCCAUCUUUCUUACCAAAUCCUAAUUAAAAAAAAAGAAAUUCUGGAAUAUAUAGUUGAGAAAAAUGGAUCAAAAUUUGCCAGUUAUAGCAAAGAAAUUCUGGAACAUAGUGCGUGUAGCUUUUUACAUGCUGAGGAAAGGCAUAUCAAAGAAGAAAUUCAUGCUGGAUCUCAACUUAUUAAUGAAGCGUGGGAAAAUCGCUAGCAAAGCUGCAUUUCAAAAUCUCAUGUUCCACCAUGCUCACCAAUGGUCCUCCUCCUCCUCAUCCUCAGCUUCUGCAGCUACUGUGGGCACACAAAGCGAGUACGAGUGCAGUUGCAGUAACACCCCAGCAUCGCACCAAACUUUUCACCUUCCAUUCAACUUCAACAAGCGUGGGGGUAAGCACCACGUUCAUCUCUUUCCGUGUGCACACGCGCCGGCUACUGCAGAUGACGAUGUUGUGAUAAUGAAUGCUGCUGUAAUGAAGGCUUUGGAAAUGAUUCAGAGUGCAAAUGCCUCGCCGGUGAAUAACUUGCCCGGGUUUGGAAGGACUCCAAAGGUGAGGCAGCUGAGGAUCACCGAUUCGCCGUUUCCAUGGAAGGAUGUUGAAGAAGAUAGUCAGGUUGAUGAAGCUGCUGAGAAAUUUAUUUCGAAAUUUUACAGGGAUUUGAUGAUGCAAGCUUCGCCUGGUGGCGCUUAAUAAUAGCUCUCUCACAAAUCCUAAGUAUAUAUAUAAAUACUAUAUGUUUCUCUGUAUGGACAAUUUCAUGCAUGGAGAUGGUGGCCAUUGCAAUAACAAACAACGACGACACAGGAACUACUGUCAGUUGGAAGUUUAAGUAAAUUGGGAAGAAGAUUGGAAGCUAUGAAGAUUGUAUAUGCUUUUAUUGCAUGUAUUAAUUUCUGCUUUCCUGGGUGUUUUUUUUUUUUUUUUCUUCCCUUUGGGGGCAUUUUGGAUAUUUUUAUUAAAAAAAAAAGAAAAGAAAAUUGUAGUACUAUUAGUAUAUAGUUGGAUUUAAUGAAAUUUUGUCAUUUA
Capsicum annuum is the source of this 1088-nucleotide messenger RNA. RefSeq lists its product as uncharacterized. NCBI's taxonomy places the organism in Eukaryota, Viridiplantae, Streptophyta, Magnoliopsida, Solanales, Solanaceae. The coding region runs from base 135 to 752 and encodes 205 amino acids. The transcript has a single exon. The record is from RefSeq and is a predicted model, not a curated record.